Phyllotreta striolata is the source of this 1638-nucleotide messenger RNA. The record is from the annotation of a GenBank genome assembly. NCBI's taxonomy places the organism in Eukaryota, Metazoa, Arthropoda, Insecta, Coleoptera, Chrysomelidae.
AUGAAUAAGCAAUUACUAGUACUUUCCGCCUUUGUACUGGUCGUGUCAUGUGACCGGUUGGACAACAGGUACCUUCCACCGGGUCCCAAGAACGAUAAUGUAGACUUUAUUCAACCACCGGUUGAUACCGGGUCCCAUUUUAACCAGCCAAAGGAACAAAUUAGCCAGACUUCUAACCAGUUUGAUAGAUUUGCCCAGAAAGUAGACCCGAGUAGACAAUAUCUGUCUCCUUUUAACCAGCCAAAAGAACAGGAUAGACAGACAUCUAACCAGUUUGAUAGAUUUGCUCAGCAGCCAAAAGUAGAGCCGAGUAGACAAUAUCUGUCUCCUUUUAACCAGCCAAAAGAACAGGAUAGACAGACAUCUAACCAGUUUGAUAGAUUUACCCAGCAACCGAAAGUAGACCCCAGCAGACAAUAUCUGGCUCCUUUUAACCAGCCAAAAGAACAAGUUAGCCAAACUUCUAACCAGUUUGAUAGAUUUUCCCAGAAGCAGGUAGACCCCAGCAGACAAUAUUUGGCUCCUUUUAAACAACAAGAACAAACCGAACAACCGUCGAACCGAUUCGGGCAAGUCUACCAACCCGACAGGCAGUACUUGUCACCUUCUAGCGUACCAAAAGAACCAAUUAGCCAGACCUCUAACCAAUUCGACAGAUUUAGGCAGCCAAAACCGGAGCCUACCAGGCAAUAUUUGGCUCCUUUCAAGCAACAAGAACCAACCGAACAACCGUCGAACCGAUUCGGGCAAGUCUACCAACCCGACAGCCGGUACCAGAACGAGCAAAUCGGCCAAACGUCCAACCAAUUCGACAGGUUCUCCCAAUCGGGCGAGAAACCGAACACCGAUCGGAUUAUCCAGAAGGAAUUGAAUCCAGACAGCGGCGACGGUCAUUACAAUUACUCGUUCGAAACCGAGAACGGGAUCAAAGCCCAAGAGGAGGGUUCCUUGACCGAGCACGGACCUUCAGCCCAGGGCAGGUACUCCUACACUUCUCCAGAAGGUGAGGAAAUCACGGUGGAAUACACGGCCGAUGCCAACGGGUUCCUGCCCAAAGGAACCCAUCUGCCCAACAUGGAGGCCAUUUUGAAGUCCAUCGAAUUGAACAAGGCGGCCUUGGCUCGCGGUGAGUACAACGAGGGUUCCUACGUGGACGAGGACCAUUCCAAAUGGCAGAAACCGUUGCCUUCUCGUGAGCAAUCUCCAUCCGCUUCGGAAGGUGUCAAGCAGGUGUUCCAGAACAAUGGGUACCAGUACCCUUCGGCUAAAGAACCUAGCGCUUUUCCAACGGUAAAUAACAAGCAAGUGGCUCCUUUGGGACCUAAUGGAGGUUCUUCUGGGUACCAGUACCCUUCGGCUAGGGAACCGAGCGCUUUUCCAACGGUAAAUAACAAACAGGUGACCUCUUUCAAACCGGCUGAAUCCGUCCGAACGAACGGGUACCAAAAACCCUCCGGGUACCAGUAUUCGAAGCCCAGCGGUGGUGUAGAAGGACAACAGGAAACCUCCUCGUCCAAUAACAACCAGCAGAGAUUCGGAACCUUGCAAGACGAUCAAGGCGGUUACAAAUACUAGCCUGAUCUAACACCGUUGGAUUUAUGAACACGAAAAAAAAGGAUAUCUAUUUAUGUGUAUUAU